Planococcus citri (citrus mealybug) is the source of this 3409-nucleotide messenger RNA. RefSeq names its product peroxin 1 (gene Pex1). Gene Ontology annotation, molecular function: ATP hydrolysis activity; ATP binding. The record is from RefSeq and is a predicted model, not a curated record. Gene Ontology annotation, cellular component: peroxisomal membrane; peroxisome; cytosol. The transcript has 19 exons. Gene Ontology annotation, biological process: protein import into peroxisome matrix. Lineage: Eukaryota; Metazoa; Arthropoda; Insecta; Hemiptera; Pseudococcidae. Bases 155 to 3253 code for a protein of 1032 amino acids.
AGUUUCGUUUGCAUAAAAAAAUCAUAUGUUUCUUGCUGGAAAAUAGACUGGAAAAGCCAUGGAAAAGCUUAUCGGCAUGCAUGGAUGGAAACAAGUUGCCGCACGUGAAAAUUGUGAUUGAAGUUAUGAUCAAUCAAUUCAGUAAGGAAGUAGUAUGGUUGAAAUCACCGCUCUUGUAGUUAAUUUAAUUCCGGUCGCGAAUAAUUUCAUCUACUUGCAUUCCAAGUUAUUGAACAGAUUUCGAAAUGCCUCUAAUCCUUCGGGAUGUGUUGAAAUUAAACACGACAAAAGGCUGUGUUACGGUUCGUGUUACGCCACUCCGUACAAUGUAAAUGGUGAAAAUGCAUUCAACAUCAGUGCAGCUUUUGCAAAAUCUCUAUCUCUUGAAGAAAGCUCUACCGUCAUAGUUUCUUCGGUGGAAGCGAAGUCAUUGAAAUUCUUGCACGUCACACCGUUCAGCUCCGAUGAUUGGGAAAUUUUGGAAAAUAGCGCCGAUACGAUUCAAAACAGCUUACUGAACCAAAUCCGCGUGGUGGGUGUUCACCAAAAUUUGACGGUAUGGGUUUCGAAGUCUAUUUCGGUGAUGAUACAUAUCGAUCAGUUAAGUGAAGAUAACGCCUACGGUGUAUUAGAGAAUUUCACCGAAGUAAUCGUGUCCACUGAAGUGAGACCGUGUACAUCGUGUUCGUCAGAAAGCAGUCCGAAAUCUAGAUCGGUGAAUUCAUGGAGUUCGUUUUUUAAAGAUUUAAUUUCAUUCGUGGCUGUUAAAGAAGAAACGCCCGAUGAAUCUAAACCCGAAAUUUGUGAAUCGGAAUUUUCGUUUUCCAAGGUCUUCAGAUGCUGCUCGAUAGAUCUGCUCGAAUUCCAAGCUACAUCUUCGUUUUCUACUUACCCGUUCAACGUAUUCGUAUCGAAGAAGCAUUUUCAACACGAACGAAUCAAGAAUCGAGGAAUACAGUUGUGCAGGUUGAAGCAAAUUACUUCUGGUUCUUCGAAGUCAUUAAAAGACGAUAAAUCCGACCAAACGGAAGACAUCACUUCUUUCGCGACGCAGGAAAUCUACGUUCAUCUUCAUAUUUUGGAAGAUAUGUCUACGUUCCAACCCACCGUUCAUUUUCGAAGCGCAAACUGUUACCCUACUAUUUUCGUUUCGGACACUAUCAGAGAUAACUUCGGUUUAAAAAGAAAUAGCAAAGUUAAAUUAGAUGUCGUGAAGAAAUCCGUAUCCUGUAAUGUUACGGAAAUCAAUUUUUCUUCAUCUCAUGAAAUGAAAACUACUGUCGAUGAUAUUCGUAGUUUUUACAACGCUUAUACUCAAGUCUAUGAUGAAGUUAUAAUUAAUAAUUACUGCUCGAUGAAUAUUUGCGGCGAAGUUUUGUACUUCAGUUUUAAUCCUCUGAAUAUCCCUUACGUCGAGAUGUCUUAUGACGACGUUCAGAAGUGUAAUUUUGUAUCGGUUGAACGAAAAAUUGAAACCAAUGUGAACGCUGUUGAAGAGAAACCGUUUAGUUUGGACUUGCUGAAUUUUAGUUUUUAUAAAGAUGUUAUUCAAGAACUUCACUCGACCGUAUUGUUGGAACUUGGAUUUUUGAGAAAUUUAAAAAAUGAAAGUUCGGUCGUGAAUUCUAAUCACGUCAUUGUCGAAGGUGAUAGCGGUUCUGGUAAAACUAGUCUUGUAAAGUUACUUGGUGAUGAAUUAGCUCAAUCGAAUUACGGAGUCUUUGUCAAAAUCGUAGAGUGCAAGUCCUUGAAAGGAAAAUUAGUUGCCAAAUUGAAGACCAUUUUCGAGUCAAUUUUCAGAGAAUGUGUGCAUUUCCAGCCUUCGGUGAUUAUUUUUGAUGAUCUUGAUGUUAUGUUCGUUACGUCCAAGCAGAGUGAUCAGCAGCAUAACGAAAAAUCCGUAUCUUCGUACACGAACAGAUUAUCGACGAUGCUUAGUGAUCUCAUCCGUUCCUACGUUUCGCAUCAAAUUACUGUGAUGGCCACUGCUACGAAUAUUUCAUCGUUCGAAUCCAGUUUGUAUAGUGCGCGAGGAGCACCGAUAUUUUCUAUCAAGAAACGGUUACCAGCUUUAGAUCAGAACGCACGACGUGAAUCUUUGCUCCAGUUUCUAACCGAGAAGUAUCAUAUCUCGAUUAAUACUUUGAAAUCCGAGUAUUUGGACGAUGUUGUUCAGCGGUUAGAAGGAUACUGUAUACAGGAUAUUUCCGAUCUAGUCGACAGAAUUUAUUUCGAAGCUAUUAAACGUCAAGUAAAGAUAUGUCCAAAAAUCGAUCAAAUUUCGGUCAACGAACAAGAUGUUGACACAGCCGUCUCCGAAAUCGUUCCCGUUUCACUGAAAGGUGUUGAUUUUCAUAAGAAUUCGUCUAUCACGUGGAAAAAUGUCGGUGGACUUGAUACUGCUAAGCAGUUGUUGACUGAAAUAUUAAUAUGGCCGUCAAAAUACCCUAAAGUAUUCAAGCAAUGCCCUUUGAAAAUGCCGUCCGGUGUAUUAUUAUACGGAGCACCUGGAUCCGGUAAAACGUUAUUGGCUGGUGCUGUCGCAGGUGAAUCUUCAUUGAAUUUUAUUUCGAUAAAGGGUCCAGAAUUGUUAUCGAAAUAUGUCGGUGAAAGCGAAGAAGGUGUUAGGAAUACUUUUCGAAGAGCUCAAAAUGCUAAACCGUGUAUACUUUUCUUCGACGAAUUUGAAAGUUUAGCUCCCAGGCGAGGAAACGAUAUCACCGGCGUAACCGAUCGUGUUGUUAAUCAACUGCUAACCGAAUUAGACGGCGUUGAAAGUGUAUCCGGAGUAUGGGUUCUUGCUGCUACCUCGAGACCUGAUCUAAUUGAUCCUGCUUUAUUGAGACCCGGUAGAUUAGGGUCUAUGGUGUAUUGUCCUCUGCCUAAUCAAGACGAGAGGUUAUCGAUUUUAAAAGUGAUUUGUUCCUCUACCGAGAUUCUUGAAGAUGUUGAUCUUCACCUUAUUGCUCAAGUUACCGAAGGGUUCACCGGCGCCGAUCUACAAGCGGUUUUUUAUACCGCUCAUAUGAAGAAUUGCCGAGUGGACCUGAUUUCCGCAGAAACUGAUCUGGAAAUGUCGGAAGAGAAUGAUACGAAACUUCGUAUGGAAUCUUUGAUCGAAGCUGUGAAAGAAACGAAACCAUCGUUGAAAAUGGAAGAAAGGCUGAAUUACGAGAGAAUAUACCAAAGAUUUUCUCAUAAUGAUGAGAACAUGAGCCUCGAGCUGGAAAAGCAACGCCUGACAUACGCAUAAAAAACCUCAUACGUAGAGGUAUUUACGUAAAUUAGGUAUGGAAGUGAAAAAAAGAUUUUACUCAGGUUUUACAAUGGUCUGGAUCAUGGAGUUACAGGUAUUAGGGUAAUUUUUUUCUGUAUCAGAAGAAAAAUAAACUUUUUUUUUGUUUUGUUA